AUGGACGCCGCCGACGUGCAGAAUGAAAUAAGACCUGUUAAAUACGUGAAUAAUUCAAAUAGCAUUCUUCACGUUUGAGAUUCUAAUUGAAUUUUCAGAAGCAACUGUUAUCUUCAAGCUCAUUUUUCUUUUCUUCUUCUUUUCUCUUUUUUUCUCUCUUUUUUCGUUAACACAUCGAAGACAGAAGCAGUUAAUUUUACAAAAUUCUAGAGUUCAAGCGGAAAGAAACACACGCCGAACGAAUCCGUGGAACUUUCUUCUAUAAACGUCAAGCUACAAAAAUAAAAUCUGACGGUUUUAAUUCAGCCGAAGAAAUCGUACUUUCGACGCUGAAUCUUGAUGCACCGAAAAUCCGGACGUUUUCGCCGAACGACCUGGUCGUUGCGAGUCGAUUGCAAAUCGGCAUCGGGGGCGAUUUAACAAGCAGUCCGCCGAAGGGAACGGUGAAGAUCAUGAGUGUGACUUAUGUGUCGAGCAUCCGAAACGAUUCACCUGCAAAUGGAAAGGUCAAUGAAAGCAAGGGAGAAGGGAGAGACAGUGACGGCAGUCCCUUCAAAAUGAAUUGCGGCCGAUUGUUCAAACCGGGUCAGUUGAUCAAGCUGCGUUUCCCAUCUAGCUUUCACGUGGUCCACGGAAUCGAACAUGGCGACCUCUACUAUCGUCGACGCCGUGGCCGCGAUUGGUUCAGAGUCAGUGCGCGAUGCGUCGCCUGUAUUUCAAAUCGCGCGUUGAACAGCCGAGCAGCAGCGUCGUUGAGAGGACAAUGCGUAUCCUCUCGGCAAGGUGGCCGAUGUGACCGAUGUGAUCAACCGCCCUCAAUCCCCGAAACGGCACGACCGAGACAGCUGUUGCUAGGGCCAGGUUACACCGAAGGGAGGAACGAGGAAUGUUUGAAGAACAAUAGUUCCAUCACCGGCGAGGAAUCGGAAGCGAGGAGGCGUCGAUCGUGGAAUCAACGGAACGCGUGCUCGUGGUCCUCGAACGCGGUACAACCGUCGCGUAAACGACGCGUAGGCAUCGUGGAGAAUCAGUACGUGGCGGAGAGCGAUGCCGGCUCGUCGGUAUGCGACUUGGCUCGCGGCUUGGAACGAGUGCUCGGUGAGGACAGCGGCGCCGCGAUGAAAUCGAAGAAGCAACAGAACGCGAUGGCGUGCGAUGCCGCCGUCGUCGAUCCCAUAGAGGAGAACGAAACGUACGACGAGUUCGACACGGUGGGAAUGCCGGUGGUGAGGUCGCUGAGCAAGAGUCCACAGAGCGACGAGGGCAUCGAGACGGACACGGAUCGUAGAAGAGGAUCGAUGGCCCGAUGCUGGAGCCUGGACUCGGCCGCGGCCAGCGACGAGGACACAUCUCUCACCAUCUCUCACCAACAGAAACGGCACAAACUACGGGUUACUAGGUGCUGUAGCUCGGACAGCGCGGUGCUCAGCGACGAGGAUCAAAUAAAAGGAUGGGACAGUACCAGUAUGGUGGAGGGAAGCGAGACUGAGCACAACGAGGAAAGACCUAGAUACUGGAGAACACCCAGUGUAGUCGUGAGUGAUUAUUCGGAUUACUCUUAUCUGGAUGAGAAGCUGGAGAGAAACGACCUUGACGUUGAGAAGUACGAGGGGACCAGCGGUACUCCCAGCCAAGCGAGCAGCUGUUCCUGCCUGGAUUGCGACGAGAUCCGUGAAUCUUUGGACACUCAGUUCCUGCAAGUCUGCCGUAGCAGACGGCAUUCGGACUCUUGCUGUUUGUCCCUUGAUUCUAUGAACGCUGUCGCUGUAAGGUAUCUAACAUCUGAAUUUCUUCGUUCCACCGCGACACGAUGGAUCACUUCAUUAACAAUGAUCAUCUUCAGAAACUUCAACGAGGCUGGAAGCAGGAGGAACUCCUGCCUGGACUCCACCGACUCCUACUACUCCAAGCUUGACGCUCAGUUCACGCGGUACCCGCGGUCGGAGAACUCGCCAGACUUGCAAGAGAAAACGAACGUCGGCCUGCUGAACAUUCCACCGGCACGAAAGAUCUCAGACUGUUCCACCACGUCCAGCCUCAGCGGCGACGAGUCCGACGUCGCUGAGCCGCAAGUGGUUAAGACCUCGAAGGUGAGUGCCAGCACAUGA
Molecule: messenger RNA, 2108 nt
Organism: Heterotrigona itama
Lineage: Eukaryota; Metazoa; Arthropoda; Insecta; Hymenoptera; Apidae
Source: the annotation of a GenBank genome assembly